AUGCCAAAACGAAGUGCGGAAGAAAAAAUCGAGCGUUACGAACGCAAAAUUAGAAAACUACGUGAACGCGAUGUCGCACGACAUCGCCGAAUACGGGUCAUAUCAUCACAACCUUCCAAUAAUGAAGGUGUUGAAGAUGCUGACCACCCUGAACUAAGCCUUAUAGUUAACAAACCUGAGCCCACACUGGAGCCAGAGUCUAGACCAGAGACCAGGGCGGAGAAACCAUUAGAGCCACUGGCUUUAGAGGCAACUUCGAUGGAACAAACCCGAACGGUGCAUCAUCUGAACCAGAAUUGGACCCUGAACUUUUAG
Molecule: messenger RNA, 315 nt
Organism: Parnassius apollo (apollo)
Lineage: Eukaryota; Metazoa; Arthropoda; Insecta; Lepidoptera; Papilionidae
Source: the annotation of a GenBank genome assembly